AUGUACAUAUACGACACAGAGAAUGAGAUUUCAAACAGACUCCGAUUCUUCAAUAACUCACAUCAACACAACCUUUCAGAUAGUAUUGUUGGCACGCUCAGCCAGAUGUUAAAUACCUACAAUGGGUAUGCUCGCCUCUUUAAAAACUCCGGCGACAUCUGCAGAACGAUAGAAGGUAGCUGUUAUUCCAUUCGUCUUUAUAGUAACGUACCUGAUAGAAGAUAUGGUGCUCCAUCUGCAGACGCAUUGGGUGGAAUAGAAUGCGGUGACAAUUUCAAUGCUAGCAACUAUGACAUCAUCAUUCACUCAAAAGACGGAAUGCCUCAGAGAGUUAGUAAGCUUCAUCAAUCUUAUAUGCCAUUACAAUAUCCACUUCUAUUUCCUUUUGGUGAGGAAGGUUGGUCUCCGAAGCUUCAAUUGCGUAAGGUCGAUGGUUCUAAAGACAAGAGAUUGACCGUUAACAUGUACUACAGUUACCAGAUUCAUGAGCGUGUAGGUGUUUAUUCCCUCCUCUUGAAUGGUGGGCAACUUUUUCAACAGUAUUUAGUAGACGCUUAUUCAUGUAUAGAACAGAAUAGACUCGAUUACUUUAAAGCAAAUCAAGAUCUAUUUCGUUCAGAAUAUAUCGUUGGCAUGUACGUUGCCCUUUCACGAGGUGAUACGGAAUGUCGUGAUAUAGGAAAGCGGAUCUUUUUACCAUCUUCGUUUACCGGUGGGCCAUGUUACAUGUAUAAGCAUUACCAAGACGCCUUAGCAAUUUGCAGGGUCCAUGAUUUAUACACUACUGAGUUUCAAAAAAGGGGAUUACCGCACUAUCACACUUUAAUCUGGGUCACAGCAGUCGAUAGAAUACGAGACGCUUCAAAUGUAGAUAGUUACAUUACUGCUGAGUUCCCGGAUCAAAAUUCUGAGCCUCUUUUGUAUCAGACAAUUACUGAAUGCAUGAUUCAUGGCCCGUGCGGGUUGCUCAAUCCUAACGCUCCUUGUAUGCGUGAAGGAGUUGAUCGUAUUAAGUUUGCAAUUCGUAAGUCUGAAACUCAUUCACCAUCUACAUCGUCUGAUGCGCCUCCUGUGGUUGAUAAAAUUCAAAACUUUCUAGACGGCCGGUUUAUUUCCCCACAUGAAGCUUCGUGGAGAAUUUUGAAUUUCUCAAUUCAUGAACGCAGUCCUUCGGUCCAAGUCUUAGCUGUUCACUUGAAAAAUAUGCAAACUGUUACUUUUAAGGAGAGAAGCAAAUUGCAAUCUGUCAUCAACAACCCGUCUUUUGGAAAAACGACUUUAACUGAAUGGUUCUCUAAUAACAACAAGGACUAUAAUGGAUUGGACCUUACCUAUAGAGAUUAUCCAUCAAGAUACCGUUGGGAGUUAUCCGCUAAAGUAUGGAUUCGUAGAGUCCAAGCAAGACCUGCAGCAAUUGGACGCCUUGUGUACGUACAUCCCACAGCUGGUGAACUUUUCUAUUUGUGCCUGCUACUUUGUCAUCAAAAAGGUUGCAAGUCCUACUCUGAUGUACGUACCGUGUCUUCUGUUACAUACACAACUUUUAGAGGGGCAUGUGAGUCGUUGGGUAUAUUAGGUGAUGACAGAGAGUGGGCUGAAGCGUUCACUGAAGCAUCAGCGUGGGCCACAUCUUCAGAGUUAAGGUCUCUUUUCUGUCAUUUGCUUUUAUUUUGUGAGGUCGGUAACCCUUUAGUUUUAUGGCAAUCAGAGUGGAAAAAGAUGGCUGAUGAUCUACUCUUGACUCUUAACUCUACUUUGUCAAAUCCGACCUCACUUGUGAACGAUUUUGAUUUGCAACAGAAAGUCCUAUUAGAGCUUGAAAAAAUAUUGAAUUCCACUACUCCCUCUAAAUCACUUAAGGAUUUCGGCCUUCCUUUACCCUCUGAGAGUGUCCUUGCAACUUUGAGAAAUCGCCUUUUGUUACAGGAAGUCAGUUAUGAUAGAUCAGCACUGAGUCUACAACAUUUGCAAAUGCAUUCACAGCUAAAUAUGGACCAACUUCUAGUUUACAAUGCAGUUAGAGAUUCAUAUGUUAAUAAAACUCAGCUGUUACUGUUUGUUUACGGGCAUGGUGGCACCGGGAAAACUUUUUUGUGGAAUACGAUCAUUUCUUUUAUUAGAUCCAUUGGGAAGGUUGUGUUAGCAGUGGCUGCAUCAGGAAUUGCCUCCCUUCUUUUACCAUCGGGAAGAACGGCUCAUUCUCGAUUCAAAAUACCUAUAGAUCUUACAGAACAAUCAACGUGUGAUAUCAAGAAAAAAACGCAGUUGGGCGACCUUUUAAAACAGACAUCAUUAGUAAUUUGGGAUGAAGCCCCCAUGAGUGAUCGGCGUUGUUUUGAGUGUCUUGAUAGAUCAUUGAAAGAUGUUUUGGGAAACGAUACGGACCUCUUUGGUGGUAUGUCUAUACUUCUAGGAGGUGAUUUUAGGCAAACUCUCCUGGUCAAACCGAAAAGUACACAGUCUGAGAUUCUCAAUUCAACGUUACCAAGGUCUUAUCUAUGGCCGUCUUUCAAAGUAUACACACUAACCCAGAACAUGCGUCUCAAUGGGGAUACUCAAAGCUCAUCUACUACUCGAACAUCUGUUAUGUUUGCGUCAUGGUUGUUAGAUAUUGGAAAUGGUUUGAUUGGCAAACCCGAUGCAGAUGAUCCCCAUAAUACAAAAAAUGUUGAAAUCCCACCAGACUUUCUUAUUCAAUAA
Molecule: messenger RNA, 2700 nt
Organism: Helianthus annuus (common sunflower)
Lineage: Eukaryota; Viridiplantae; Streptophyta; Magnoliopsida; Asterales; Asteraceae
Exons: 3
Coding region: 1-2700 (899 amino acids)
Biological process (GO): DNA repair; telomere maintenance
Molecular function (GO): DNA helicase activity
Source: RefSeq, a predicted model, not a curated record